Molecule: messenger RNA, 1208 nt
Organism: Archocentrus centrarchus (flier cichlid)
Lineage: Eukaryota; Metazoa; Chordata; Actinopteri; Cichliformes; Cichlidae
Product: trichohyalin-like
Exons: 2
Coding region: 153-1172 (339 amino acids)
Source: RefSeq, a predicted model, not a curated record
CACAGCAGCCAACAGACAACACAGCAGACAACAGACAACACAGCAGAAAAGACAUCUCAGCAUCUCAAAUAAAACAGAAAUUAUCACAGUGAAAGCACAACAACAAAAUACUGGAAGAACACAGCUUCGACUGUGAACACCUGAAAGACGCAAUGAACAGGCCAAACUCCAGAGCAGGACUGGUGAGCACCUCGCCCUUCACAACCGUCUCAGAGCUUAUCGUGCUGCGCGAAGCCUUUUAUUCCCUGCAGGUGGAAAACUACAAGCUCAAAGAAGAUGUGCAACGAGUUCAACAUCAACUUAAAGAGGAAGAAAAAGGGAAAAUGGAGGCAAAGAUGGAAGUAGAGAACAUAAAGAAGGAACUGAGAGCAGUAAAGAAAGAAUUAGAAGAAGAAAGAAAAGGAAAAGAGCAUGUGGAGAAGGAUGCAGAAGAUCUCAAAAAGAAGCUACAGGAAGUGGAAGAAGCCCUAGAAGAGGAAGUCAAAGGAAGACUGGAGGCUGAAAAUGAAAAUGGGAAAAUAAAGGAGGACUUGUUAGAAUUAUUCAAAGCAGUUGAAGAGGAGGAAAGGGAGGUGCAAAAAACAAAACAUGACUGUGAAAAUGCAAAGAACGAAGAGUUAAAGGUGAAGAACACAUUAGAAAAAGAGAGAAGAGAAAGAGAGUGGGCAGAGCACAAAAAAGCCCUAGAAGAGGAAGUCAAAGGAAGACUGGAGGCUGAAAAUGAAAAUGGGAACAUAAAGGAUUACUUGUCCGAAUUAUUCAAAACAUUUGAAGAGGAGGAAAGGGAGCAGGCAGAGGACGAAACCACAACUGCGAAGCGGAAACUGCGGGAAGUGCAGCGUGUGCUCCAAGAAGAAAUUAAAGAAAAGCUGAUGGCCAAAAAAGACUCAGAAGAUCUAAAAAAGGAAUUAUUGGCCACAAAACAAAAACUAGAGGAGGAAAAAAUAGAAGUUUCUAUAAAUACAAACAUGCCCGAGACUGAAAUGACAGCAAAAGACUGUAAAACAGCUCUCAGACAGCUCAAACUAGAACACAAAGCAGCCAAGAAGAAUGUGAAAGUGAAAGCAAAAGAGGCCAAAAAGAAACUGAAAGGAAAAGUGAAAGAGGCCGAGCAGCAGCUGCUGAACACAAUGAAAGAGCUGAAGAAGCAGAAGAAAUCCACUAAGACAUGAAGUCCACUUCCUCCUUCUCCUCCUUCCCUCUGUCUC